Messenger RNA from Botrytis byssoidea, 3505 nucleotides. RefSeq lists its product as uncharacterized. Gene Ontology annotation, cellular component: endoplasmic reticulum. The record is from RefSeq and is a predicted model, not a curated record. Bases 312 to 3191 code for a protein of 959 amino acids. Gene Ontology annotation, molecular function: phosphatidylinositol-4-phosphate phosphatase activity. The transcript has 3 exons. Gene Ontology annotation, biological process: phosphatidylinositol dephosphorylation. NCBI's taxonomy places the organism in Eukaryota, Fungi, Ascomycota, Leotiomycetes, Helotiales, Sclerotiniaceae.
GUACCGUAACAACCAUUCUUCAAAGUUCCGAUCAAGGUCGACAAUUAGAUAGGCCACCAAGACUAUUCGUAAGUACGAAUUUAUUGUUGUUCUAAAAAAAAAUCAAAAAAAAUCAAGGUUGAAAUGAUGAAUGAUAAACAACCAAGUACUUGCCAUGGUCAAUUGAGACAUUCUUAAUCCGGUAGUGUUGAUCCUGUAAGCUAAAACUGCUAAUUGAUCCUUCAACCUCCAAACUUUAAUUCCACUCUCUAAAGAUCCACCCACAUCCUUCCUCAUAUGACUUCGAUGAUAAUUAUAUAGACACUGCCAGUAUGCCUGGCCUCGUUCGCAAACUUCUUAUCUUUGCUGCCAUCGAUGGGCUGAUUUUGCAACCAACAGCGCCAAAAGGUCAACGCCCCGCCCCCGCAACGAAGAUCACAUACAAAGAUAAGCAUAUCGGGUCAGUAUUGAGUGAUUCGCGGGAUGUGGAGGGGUUGCCUGCCAAAAGUUUCGAGGCAUUUGGUAUUGUCGGUCUUUUAACGGUUUCCAAAACCUCCUUCCUGGUAUCGAUUACGAAAAGAGAGCAAGUCGCACAAAUACAAGGGAAACCUAUAUAUGUUAUUACUGAAGUGGCUUUGACCCCAUUGAGUUCCAAGAACGAGGCAGAGAUCUCAAUUGAUAGUACGAAAGCGGGGUUAUUGAAGAGUACUACUGAGGGGCAGCAUGGCUUGGAUGAGAGUGAUAGCGAGGAUGAUGUCGUUAGCGAUGAAGUUGAGGAAGAUACAGCGGUACAAACACACAAAAGAACAAGCAGUGUGGCUGAAGAUGUGAUCUCGAAGAAAGGAGGAUAUGGAAGAUUUGCACAAAAAUGGUUCUCGAAGAAAGGAUGGGCUGUGGACCAGAAGAAGAACCUGGGAAUGAGCGUUGAGCCGUAUUCUACAGUAGAACAAGAUUCCAAGGCCACAGGUGUAAUAGCUACAAUUUCGGAAUCCCCUGAAGGGGAACCUGAUAUCCCAACUCCCGAUAAGGGCAAGGACACUGGGGAGAUUGAAAGUCCUAAAGAUAUUAGCGACAUCGCGGAGAGCAUGCUGCCAAAACUACUACGGACAUCACAGAUAUUGUUUGGGACCUCUAGGAGUUAUUAUUUCUCUUAUGACCACGAUAUCACAAGAAGUUUGGCAAAUAAGAGGAAUACAAACUCUGAAUUACCAUUGCAUAAGGAAGUUGAUCCACUCUUCUUCUGGAAUCGGCAUCUUAUGUUACCAUUUAUUGAUGCUGGCCAGUCUUCUCUUGCCUUGCCUCUUAUGCAGGGCUUUGUAGGACAGCGUGCAUUUUCGAUGGAUAGCAAUCCACCAAACCCUGUUGUAGGUUCAGACACUGGGAAGACUUCCAUGGAGAUGAAUGAUAUUACAACAAGUAGUUCAGAUGAACAAAUUUUCACAGCACGUGCUGGCACAGAGAAGUCAUAUCUAUUGACGUUAAUAUCUAGAAGGUCAAUCAAACGUGCCGGGCUUAGAUAUUUACGUCGGGGCGUGGAUGAGGACGGCAAUACCGCCAAUGGCGUGGAAACAGAGCAAAUCUUGUCGGAUUCUGUUUGGGGUCCUUCGAGUAAGACAUAUUCGUUCGUCCAGAUACGUGGCAGUAUUCCCAUCUUCUUCUCCCAGUCACCUUACUCUUUCAAGCCUGUGCCUCAAGUUCACCACUCUACCGAAACAAAUUAUGAAGCUUUCAAGAAGCAUUUUGAUAAUAUAAGUGAUCGCUACGGGGCCAUUCAAGUGGCUUCCUUGGUGGAGAAACAUGGAAACGAGGCCAUAGUUGGCGGAGAGUACGAGAAAUUGAUGACUCUUCUUAACGUUUCCCGAGCUAGCGAGCUUAAAAAAUCCAUUGGAUUUGAAUGGUUUGAUUUUCAUGCUAUUUGCAAAGGCAUGAAGUUUGAAAAUGUCAGCCUGCUCAUGGAAAUACUGGGCAAGAAGCUUGACUCGUUCUCGAACACUGUAGAAGUCGAUGGGAAACUUGUAUCGAAACAGAAUGGCGUUUUAAGGACCAACUGUAUGGAUUGUCUGGAUCGAACAAAUGUUGUUCAAAGUGCGGUAGCAAAGCGAGCCCUUGAAAUACAGUUAAAGAAUGAGGGACUAGAUAUCACUCUACAAGUCGAUCAAACUCAGCAAUGGUUUAACACUUUGUGGGCCGACAAUGGUGACGCCAUUUCUAAGCAAUAUGCAUCUACAGCAGCAUUGAAGGGAGACUUUACUCGUACCAGAAAGCGGGAUUACAAGGGAGCUAUCACAGAUAUGGGGCUUUCUAUCUCCAGAUUUUACAGCGGUAUUGUGAAUGACUACUUCAGUCAAGCCGCCAUUGAUUUCUUGCUAGGAAAUGUGAGCUAUCUUGUGUUCGAAGAUUUCGAGGCGAAUAUGAUGAGUGGUGAUCCUGGCGUUUCGAUGCAAAAAAUGAGGCAGCAAGCUAUCGACGUUUCUCAGAAACUCGUCGUUGCUGACGAUCGUGAAGAAUUUAUUGGAGGAUGGACAUUUCUCACUCCGCAAGUACCAAAUACUAUCAAAUCGAGCCCUUUUGAGGAAUCCGUUCUCCUAUUGACAGAUGCGGCAUUGUAUAUGUGCCACUUUGAUUGGAAUAUCGAGAAAGUAUCAUCUUUCGUGAGAGUGGACUUAAACCAGGUGACCGGUAUCAAAUUUGGAACAUACAUCACGAGUACUUUGUCACAAGCGCAGGCAGAUGAGAAAAGGAAUGUGGGCUUUGUGAUCACUUAUAAAGCUGGUUCAAACGAUAUUAUUCGUGUGAACACAAGAUCUAUGGCUACGGAAUUUCCUUCUUCGAAACUUUCUCCUGAAGACAAAACAUCCACAUCUACUACCAACUCGGUCGUUGCCCCAAUUGCCGCCGGGUUUGCAAACCUAAUUUCAGGUCUACAGAAUCAAAGUAUAGCGGAACCUAAAGAUGCUGUGAAGGUUCUCGCAUUCAAGGCGCUGCCCUCCAGAUCUGCAGUGUCAGAUGAAGGAGUUAGUGAGGCUGAGCAAGUGAAGAGUGUCUGUGGAGAGAUUAGAAGAAUGGUUGAGAUUGUAAGUAUAAGAGAGGCUGGAGAGGAGAGAAAGGACAUUGUAGAGGAAGGUACUAUCAUUAGUUUGGCCGAGGCCAAGAAAAGCACGGGACUAUUCGAUGUGUUGGGACAUCAGGUGAAGAAACUGGUUUGGGCUUAAUGAAAGUGUAUCGAUGCUCAUGUAAGUAAUGUUGAGAGCAACAGAGACAUUUUUUCUAAAGAUUUACGAAUGGACUUAUUAGCAAUUGGCAGGGAGGUUAGCGAUUGUCCAGAACGGGGCUGUGGAAUAAAAUUCCACAUUGAAACUUCAAUCCCGUCAAUUUCAAUAGAGGUGGAUGUGUAGAUAGACCCGAGUAUGUGGUAUUGGCCAGAAAAGUAAUUUUAAUGAGGACUCUGUACAUAAUGCAAACGAAGAUACUAGAUAUCCAUGAAUUGAAACUUUUUUGAGAAAAGACUCGCUCUGAUACAAACUCC